ACAAAGCAGGAGUCGACUAAAGACCAUCACAGCGGACCAGACGGCCCCCUAACAGCCCUCAUCCAGGACUGCAGCAGGACUUCAAACAUUUGUUCAGGAUGAACAGAAGUCCACAGGGGGAAAUUGAGGAAAUUGAAGAAGAAUAUAACUAUGUUGAUGCACCAGCCUGGACUGUGGAUAAAGUGGCAGCCCCUCCAGACCAGAGGUCUCUCUUCUUCACUCAGUCUUUUCCACCGAUAGCAGUGUGUUGGCUGAUACUGUUAGUCAUCAUGGGCCUUCGUAUCCACUUUACUUCUGUCAAUUCUGAAAGCAACGCCAAGCUGACUGCAGUAAACCAGCAGCUGGAGACACUGACGCAGCAUCUGAACUUGACUUUAUUGGCUGCACAUGGAAACUUGGGGAGGUACUGCAACAAUCUGACUGUCCAGUUUGAUCUCCUGACACAAAACUAUACUGUCUUAGAAAGCAAGAUCAAAGACCUGACUGCAGUGAACCAGCAGCUGGUGACACAGAGGAACAACUUAACAGAACAAAUACAAAACAUGGAGACAAACUGGAAUAAACUCAACGUCAGUCGAGCUCAGUGGAGCAUUGAUGCCUACUGCCCCAAAACAAAUAACGUGCAACUGUGUAGAGCCUGUCAGGAGGGCUGGAGACUCAACCAGACCAGCUGCUAUGUGGUUCAUGACGCUGUUUCUACUUCUGGUCAUAACACCUGGGAAGAAGCUCGAGAAGUAUGCAGAAGAGAAAGUUCAGAUUUCGUCACUGUACAUAAUCAAGAGGAACAGUAUGCACUCAAUUAUUACAGCUGGUACAGUACAUUAACCAUUGGAUACUGGAUUGGCCUGAGAGCUGAAGGUGGGAGAUGGAAGUGGAUUGAUGGAAGUAAUCUGACUGUAAGCUACUGGACACAACAACCACAUCCUUUUCCCGGUCAGUGUGUAAUGUCUGUCCAGAACGUAGGAUGGAGAUCAGUGAGCUGUAAUAAAAGAAAAAGAUGGAUCUGCAAAAAGAAAGCUUUAUCUGUUUAAACACUGCAGUCAUACUUGAGAAGGUUACUGGAUACUCUGCAUGAAAAUAUUAACUGGCUUAUAAAUAUCAAACUAUGACUUCUACUUCACAAUUUUCAAAACUGUUUGUGUGUGUGUCUAAAAAAAACAUGUAUCAGAUUAAAUGUAUAGCUGCAAUUAGGUAUU
Sander lucioperca (pikeperch) is the source of this 1196-nucleotide messenger RNA. RefSeq names its product C-type lectin domain family 10 member A-like. The transcript is spliced from 7 exons. Lineage: Eukaryota; Metazoa; Chordata; Actinopteri; Perciformes; Percidae. The record is from RefSeq and is a predicted model, not a curated record. The coding region runs from base 99 to 1031 and encodes 310 amino acids.